This is a messenger RNA of Daldinia decipiens, 652 nucleotides long. RefSeq lists its product as uncharacterized. NCBI's taxonomy places the organism in Eukaryota, Fungi, Ascomycota, Sordariomycetes, Xylariales, Hypoxylaceae. The transcript has 4 exons. The coding region runs from base 87 to 590 and encodes 167 amino acids. The record is from RefSeq and is a predicted model, not a curated record.
CCGUUCGAAUAGGUGAUCGAAUCUCAAACAAAACUCUAGGUUAGGCACAACUACCUCUGGGUACCUAAUUAACCGCAUCGUCUACUAUGAAUGUCUCCUUCAGGGCGGGUAAUCCAGCGGAUGAUGCACAUCUACAGCGGUGCUGGAGGAUCCAGAACUGCAAGGACUGUCUGAAGAAGGAGUCGGAUUGCAGUUGGUGUCCAUUCUUCUGGACAUGCGUUCCCAACUCGAAUCGGAUCCAAUCGCUCGCGCCGGCAUGGGACGAAAAUGCAUGUCCGCACUGGGCUGAGAGGUGGGAAAUUUGCGCUCGGCCGCUCGGCUGCCAGGUCUCGACCAUCACCACGCUGACUUCGCUUGUUUCUAUCGCAUCAACGCUCGUCUUCGUGUUACUCGUCACAUUGGUGGUGUUUGGGGUCCAGAGGCUUAGGGGAUAUAGUAAGAAGAACCCGGGUUGGUGGAAGAUAUGGCAAUACAAAUGGAGGCGUUGGAAUGGACUUCGGCAACAGUGGCUUCGCGUGAGGAUUGGAGAUCAAACCAGUACGGAAGCUCGGGAAUCAAGUCGCGAGCAGGAGCCAUUACUACCGUCUUAAGUAUCGACCUCGUCACCCUCCUUGAUCAGAGUUUCGGCAAAUUCAUCUCCAGACUCAGGGAU